GGAAGCGGCUGAAGGUGUGACCGGCCCCGACCAGGGUGCUCUCGCAGUCGUGACGACUCGUCGCCGGGCUUUUCAUUUCGACGACAUGGUAUAUCACUGGCAGAGUCAAGAUGUCAAGGUAUCCGGCGUGGACGACAUGGUCCUCCUUCCGAAGAUCAACGAGGACUCCAUUAUCGAAAAUCUCAAAAAGAGAUACAUGGACGAUUACAUAUUCACAUGCAUCGGGCCCGUGCUGGUAUCGAUCAAUCCCUUCAAGCAGAUGCCGUAUUUCGGGGAGAAGGAGAUCGAAAUAUAUCAGGGCGCGGCACCGUAUGAAAACCCACCGCACAUCUAUGGUCUGGCGGACGAGAUGUACAGAAACAUGCUGAUUGACAACGAAAGCCAGUGCGUCAUUAUUAGCGGCGAGUCCGGCGCUGGAAAGACGGUCGCCGCAAAGUACAUAAUGUCCUACGUGGCGAGAGUGAGCGGCGGUGGCGACAAGGUGCAGGGGGUGAAGGAUAUAAUCCUGGAGUCGAAUCCACUCUUGGAGGCUUUCGGCAACGCGAAGACCAUAAGGAACAACAACAGCAGCCGAUUCGGAAAAUACGUCGAGAUGCAGUUUGGGUCGGGCGGUCAGCCGAGCGGAGGCAAAAUCUCGAAUUUCCUCCUGGAGAAGUCGAGAGUGACCUGCCACAAUUCCGGCGAGCGAAAUUUCCAUAUAUUUUAUCAGCUGGCCACGGGCACCAACGAAGCGAUGAAAUCUGAACUCGGACUGACGGACCUGGAUUAUUAUCAGUACCUGAGUUACGGCGGCAGUCACAAGGUGGACGGCACGAACGACGCUCGUGACUUUCAGGAAACCCUCAAAGCACUGAGCGUCAUGGGAAUAAAGGACGCAGAAAUGAUGGAUAUAUUCAGAGUGGUGGCUGGAAUUCUUCACGUGGGAAACGUACAGUUCGCCGAGAGGGGCAAUUACUCGCAAGUAGCCGAUGAACAAUUUCUCGAGUUCCCGGCUUUCCUCUUCGGGAUCUCGGCGGAGCAGUUGGCGCACAAGUUGAUCUCGCGAGAGUUCGAGUCAAAAUGGGGAAGUCAGUCGGAGAGCGUGGAUGUGACGUUGAACGUGGAGCAGGCGCUUUACGCGAAGGAUGCACUAGCAAAGGACAUCUAUGCCAGGCUCUUUGAUUAUCUAGUCAAGAGAGUUAAUUCGGCCAUGGAGACGAACGCGGACGGAUACGAGAUUGGGAUUCUGGACAUAUACGGCUUCGAGAUCUUCGAGAAGAACGGCUUCGAGCAGUUCUGCAUCAAUUUCGUGAACGAGAAGUUGCAGCAGAUCUUUAUCGAGCUCACGUUAAAGGCGGAACAGGAGGAAUACGUUUCCGAAAACAUUAGAUGGACGCCGGUGGAGUUCUUCAAUAACGCCAUCGUGGUGGAGCUUCUUGAGGAUAAGAGGCCACCCGGUCUGUUCCUGGUGCUUGACGAUGUAUGCGCGACGUUGCACGGCGGAAGCACCGGCGCCGACACCGACUUGAAGAAGAAACUGGCAGUAACAGCGGGACAACACGCUCACUUCCAAGACAUCAGCGACGGCUUCGCGAUUCUCCAUUAUGCCGGCGUGGUGUCUUACUCCGUGGACGGAUUCUGCGACAAGAACCGCGACGUCCUUUUCUUGGACCUGAUAGAGCUGAUGCAGAGCAGCACAAACUCCCUGGUACGCGAGCUUUACCCGCAGGAGAAGGAUGCCGCUAAAACGAAAACCCUCAAGUCCAGGCCGACCACGGCAGGCAGUAAAAUUAGAAAUCAAGCCAGCCGCCUGGUCAGUCAGCUGAUGAAGUGCACGCCGCAUUAUAUACGGUGCAUCAAGCCGAACGAGACGAAAAAGCCGCGGGAUUGGGAUCACACGAGGAUCAGGCAUCAGGUGGAGUAUCUGGGUCUAAAAGAGAACAUCAGAGUGCGCAGAGCUGGCUUCGCCUACAGAAGGCCGUUCGCCAAGUUUCUACACAGAUAUGCGAUUCUCACGAAAGAAACGUGGCCUCGUUGGCCCGGGAACGAGAAGCAAGGCGUGGAAUGGAUAUUGGGAAGUGUCCAUAUCGACAGGUCACAGUAUCAGCUUGGCAAGACGAAAAUCUUCAUCAAGGCGCCCGAAAGCCUCUUCAUGCUGGAGGAAGCCCGUGACAGGAGGUACAAUAUGUACGCACGAGUCAUUCAGAAGGCCUUCAAGAAGUACUUCGCGCGGAAAAGGCAGGAACAACAGAAGCAGGAAGCGGCUGGUCUCUUGUUCGGUCGUAAGGAACGGAGACGGGCGAGUCUGAAUAGAAAUUUCGUGGGCGAUUAUAUAGGACUGGAGACCAAGCCGCAGACGAUGAGUCUCAUCGGGAGACGGGAGAAGGUGUUCUUUGCUGAAGUCGUAAAGAAGUACGACAGAAGAUUUAAGAUGUGCCGAAGGGAUCUCGUACUCACCGGAAAGUGUCUCUACUUGAUCGGUAGAGAGCAGGUAAAAAAAGGCGCCGAGAAGGGCAAGUCUAUCCUGGUUAUCAAGAGGAAACUGCCGUUUAGUCAGAUCAGUCAUGUGUCAUUGAGCAUGUUGCAGGACAAUUUUGUGAUCAUCCAUACGAGGGAAGACUACGCCAGCUUGUUGGAAUCUGUAUUUAAAACGGAGUUCCUAUCUGUCCUGGACAAAAAAUAUCUCGAAGAUACCGGCCACCCGCUGAAUAUUAAGUUUAGCAACAACUUAGAGUUUAAAGUGAAGAAGGAGGGUUGGGGUGGCGGCGGAAUGAGGCAGCUGAAAUUCACACAGCUGGACUACGGCGAUCGGGAGAUCUUAAAGUCCAGCGGCAAGAUUCUCAACAUCAGCAUCGGCCCGGGACUGCCGAGCACAACGAAGCCCAAUCCAAACCGAUCAAUAUCGUCCGUUUCCCCACGUAACGGUAAGGUUUCGAAGCCAGUCCGUUCGGCACCGAAGCUGAUCUCUCGAGCAGACGGCACGGGUGUCUCGUGUAACUUUAACUCGGCUGCUGUUCCGAGUAAUCAGGUAACCGCGGCCACGAGGGUGGCCGGAAGAUCUCUCCUCCGUCCGGUGGCAGCCGAGAGGACUAUGGCGCCCGCACAGGCGACUUCAAACGGCAAACCGAGCAUUCCGUCGAACCGGCCAAAUCUUCAAGGUACACGGCCUCGUAAGGAGAUGAGGAAGGAAACGAAUUAUCCGAACAAGUUGCAAAACAGACCGGAUGCUGUCAUGGGCAUGUUCGUCAACCCUAAUGCUGGACCACGUGGUUUGCUGAAAUUUCCUCCGCCGCCUACAGAACCACCGCCGCCUGCGCAUGAACCCGUAGGGUUCAGACUGCCGUCCCUCAGUAACGAACGCGAUAAGGUUUCUGGUCACUUCAACAAAGGGAUGCAAACGAGCCAAGAAUGGAACGUUAGGAAAAUCAAUGACGCGACGACGUGUGCGAGAAGAACGGAAGAUAACGCCGCGUAUGCGAUAGCCAAUAAGAAGAUACCGCCUAAGAAACCGAUACCACCGAGUUUACCAAAGGUUAAGGCUUUGUACGAUUACGAGCCGCAGGAUCUCGAUGAGUUAGGGCUCAAGGAAGGCGACAUCGUGGAAGUGCUCAAAGAACAUGAGGGUGGCUGGUGGCAUGGAAGACUGAAAGGGAAAACGGGUCUCUUCCCUUCGAACUAUGUAGAAAGAUUAUGAGCUCUGUGACCGACAUAGGAUGACUUUCCCAUAUCCCGAUUGAGCUAAUCGAUAAUUACAUUUGUAGAAUAUCAUAAGAUCGAUUUAGUGACGUUCAUAUGCGAUACCACACAAAUACCAAAAUCUACAUUUCCGUCUGUGUUCACUGGCAUAAAAUCGAUACGACAAUCCUCAAUAUUGUAACUAUUAGUGUUACAUGUUAUGUUGUUCAUUCAUUGAGAUAUAAACGCGCUCGAUUUUUGGACAGUAGCCUUGGAGAAUGCUCCGAAGUUUACAAAUGAUGUGCUUAUCUUUGUAAACUUUCUUAUACUCAAUAAAUAGAUCUUUUCAACACCUCAUCAUAUCUAUUAUCGUAUUUACUGAUGAUUGUAUACAAUGUACGCAUGAAAUAUAUAGUAAAUUCUAUAAUCGCUGUACGAUAUAAUGGCGUAUUGUAAAGAUUAAAAAAAGGAGACAUCCGUUUACAAAAAAAAAAAAAUCACGUAGCCGUGUAAUAUUUAUUAUCUUCCACAUUCUAGAGACGAGCGCUCGUUGUUUACGAAAAUUAACUUGAGAUUUGCUGAUGAUAAAUUUGUAUUCAUGACGGUUGUAUAGGGUUAUGAUAUUACAAAUAUUUCAGACCUCUCUCGAGAUGCCAAAAGAAAUUUCUCGUAGCAUAAUUUAAUGAUUAAUAUAUAUCUGAUAAGCACUUUCUGGUAUGAUAUAUGUACAUCGUUUUUAUUGUUACAUAGCUAGUUGAUAAGAAAUUUGUGAUGCUUGGUCGGUAUUUAUAACAAAGGAUAACCAGUUACCAAAUAUAAAUGUGACAAGUAGUUCGUAAUAUAGGCGUUGUUAAAAAGAGAAAUCGACCAUUAAAUAAUUAAUUAUAACAAAUAUGAAUACCUUGUUAUAGAUCAUAUUUAAAAAGUAUCGGGAAUAACCUUUAAACUAUUUAAUAUCUGAAACAUCAUUAAUGAUAAUAUUUAAUGUUAAGCUUCUUAAAAAUAAGAUGCGGCAACGCGUAUGUAUAUAUCGUGUGAUACAAAAUAACGGGGUAAUCGAUCAAUCUUUUGUUAUAUAUCAAUCUUAUGUUAAUAUUUAUUACUUUGAAAAUAAAUAUCCCUUUGUGAUACCUGUUGUUUAGACUCACACUUGGAAGCAAAAGAAUUCUACAUCUAUCCGGUGCAAUAUGUAAUUAUUCAUUACAUUUGUAUGUAUGUCUAUAUAUCGUCAAGUUAUCUCAUCUUGAUGUUAAUUGAUAA
Messenger RNA from Harpegnathos saltator (Jerdon's jumping ant), 4914 nucleotides. Its product is annotated as unconventional myosin-Ie. Lineage: Eukaryota; Metazoa; Arthropoda; Insecta; Hymenoptera; Formicidae. Gene Ontology annotation, cellular component: actin cytoskeleton; myosin complex; microvillus. The coding region runs from base 86 to 3673 and encodes 1195 amino acids. Gene Ontology annotation, molecular function: actin filament binding; ATP binding; microfilament motor activity. Gene Ontology annotation, biological process: endocytosis; actin filament organization. The record is from RefSeq and is a predicted model, not a curated record. The transcript has 21 exons.